Molecule: messenger RNA, 1794 nt
Organism: Sorghum bicolor (sorghum)
Lineage: Eukaryota; Viridiplantae; Streptophyta; Magnoliopsida; Poales; Poaceae
Product: pentatricopeptide repeat-containing protein At1g03540
Exons: 1
Coding region: 1-1794 (597 amino acids)
Biological process (GO): RNA modification
Molecular function (GO): protein binding; RNA binding
Source: RefSeq, a predicted model, not a curated record
AUGCCCCUGUCCCCAGCCACGCCGCCCGACGUGGUCGCUGUCCACCGCCUCCUCGAGUCCCGCGGCCUUCCCGCCGCCGCGCGCCUCGCUGCCGCCUCUGCUUCCUCCUCGCCGCUCCCGCUAGCCGCGGUCCUGCUACACCGCCCGCUGCCCCCGCGCCUCGGCUACUGCCUCCACGCCCGCGCUGCGCGGGCGGGCCUCCUCGCGGACCGCUACCUCGCCAACGCGCUGCUCGCGUUCUACGUCCGCCUCCCGGACCACCUGCCUCACGCGCUCAAGGCGUUCGACGACCUGCCCCGCCGCGACGUCGUCGCGCACUCCUCCGUCCUCGCCGCCUUCCUCCGUGCCGGCCUCCCGCGCCGCGCGCUCCUCCAACUGAGGACCAUGGCCUCCGGUGGCUGCGGCACCGACGACGACGACGACGUCGCUCCCAGAGCGCACGCGCUUUCCGCCUCCGCCAAGGCAUGCGCCGUUCUGCGCGACCUCCGCGCGGGAGCCUGCGUGCACGGGACCGUCGUCGUGCGAGGGUACGGCGACGAUGGCGUCGUGCUGAGCGCGCUCGUGGACAUGUACGGCCACUCGGGCGCGCCGGGCGACGCGCGGAGGGCGUUCGAGGAAAUGCGCGCCCCGGACGGGAUAUGCUACACGUCGUUGAUAUCAGCAUUCGUGCGGAACGACUGGUUCAACGAGGCCCUGCUGUGGUUCCGGGCUAUGGUCGUCGCAGAUGGGGUUUGGCCGGACGGCUGCACAUUUGGCUCUGUGAUGACGGCGCUUGGGAACUUGAAGAGGGCGAGGCAGGGUAGGGAGGCGCAUGCGCAGGUCGUCACACGUGGCCUGUGUGGGAACGUGAUCGUGGAGAGCAGCACACUUGACAUGUACGCCAAGUGCGGGAUGAUGGUUGAUGCACGCAAGGUAUUUGACAGGAUGAAGGUUCGGAAUGCAGUUUCAUGGUGCGCCCUGCUUGGGGGGUAUUGUCAGAGUGGGAUGCACGAGAAGGUUCUCUCAUUGUUUCGACAGAUGUAUAUGGAGGACGAUGACUGGUAUAGCUUUGGAACUCUUCUGCGGUCUUGCUCUGGUCUGUCUGCAGUAAAGCUAGGAAAAGAAAUCCACUGCCGUUUUAUGAGGAUGAGAGGCUGCAGAGACGUCAUUGUUGAAUCCGCACUCGUGGACCUGUAUGCGAAAUGUGGUGUGGUAGAAUACGCAUACAGGGUUUUUGAGAGGAGCAGUGUCCGCAACAUGAUUACUUGGAAUGCCAUGAUUUGUGGUUGUGCUCAGAAUGGCCAUGCUGAGCGAGCUAUCAGCCUGUUCAAUGAGAUGCUUAGGGAAGGGGUCAAGCCAGACUACAUCAGUUUCAUUGGUGUUCUUUUUGCCUGUAGUCAUACUGGGAUGGUUGAGGAAGGAAGGAACUACUUCAACUCAAUGAGCAAGGUCUAUGGCAUCCCCCCUGGUAUUGAACACUAUAAUUGCAUUGUUGACCUCCUUAGUAGAGUAGAGUUUCUGGAAGAGGCUGAAGAUCUUGUAAACAAGUCACCGUUUAGAGAUGAUUCAUCACUGUGGGCAGCAAUUCUUGGUGCCUGUGCCACACAUACUAACCCAGAUGUAGCUGUAAGGGUUGCAAAGAAGAUGAUGGAAUUGGAGCCUCAUUUCCACCUGAGCUACGUUCUUCUUGAAAAUGUGUACAGGACGAUUGGGCGAUGGGAAGAUGCUGUAGAGGUAAGGAGGGUGAUGAAAUCAAGAAAGGUAAAGAAAGAGGCAGGAACAAGCAGGAUUGGUGUAAACAGACUAUACUUUUAG